AUGGACAUGAAGCCUGUGAACGUCGUGACCCCCAUCCCCGAUGACGCACAGAAGAUGGACAACUACAUCAAGGACCGCAGGGUCAUCGGUUACGACCCCCUCGUCCAGCCCGCGCUCCUCCGCAGCGAGAUCGAGCCGACCGCGACCUCGCUCACCACCAUCGCUUCCGCCCGCUUCGCCGCCGCCCGGAUCCUCGCCGGCCAGGACGAGCGGCUGCUCGUCGUCGUAGGUCCAUGCUCCAUCCACUCGCCCGAACAGGCGAUGGAGUACGCCAAGCUCCUCCGCGCGAAGAUGAACGACUGGCCGAACCUGCUCAUCGUCAUGCGCGCUUACUUCGAGAAACCGCGCACGACGGUCGGCUGGAAGGGCCUCAUCAACGACCCCGACAUCGACGGCUCCUUCAAGAUCAACAAGGGCCUCCGCCUCGCCCGCCAGCUCCUCUGCGACCUCACCAACCUCGGGGUCCCCGUCGGCUCCGAGCUGCUCGACACCAUCUCGCCGCAGUUCAUCGCCGACCUGAUCUCGUGGGGCGCCAUCGGCGCGCGCACGACCGAGUCGCAGCUCCACCGGGAGCUCGCGAGCGGUGUCUCGUUCCCGAUCGGUUUCAAAAACGGCACGGACGGCAGCAUGACGGUCGCGGUGGACGCGAUGCGCUCGGCGUCGAACCCGCACGCGUUCAUGGGCGUCACCGAGCAGGGCCUCGCGGCCAUUGUCAAGACUCGCGGGAACCAGGACGUGCACGUCAUCCUCCGUGGGGGCAGCAAGGGCCCGAACUACGGCGCGGAGCACGUCCGCUCGGCGGCGUCCGCCAUCGAAAAGGCGCGGCCGCAGAAUCACCCGUCGAUCAUGAUUGACUGCUCUCACGGGAACUCGGAAAAGAACCACAUGAACCAGCCGAAGGUGCUCGUGGACGUGUGCGAGCAGCUCGUUGGUGGGGACCGGAACAUCACCGGGGUCAUGGACGUGCCGGCCGAGGGCCCGGGGGCGCUCAAGCACGGGAUCUCGAUCACGGACGCGUGCGUGGACUGGGAGACGACGGUCGGGAUGCUCGAGGGGCUGAACGCGGCGGUCGGGCGCAGGCGCGAAAAGCUGCUCGAGCAGGGCCUCUUGCGCCGGUCGACCGUCGUCGGGGUGUGA
Molecule: messenger RNA, 1137 nt
Organism: Epithele typhae
Lineage: Eukaryota; Fungi; Basidiomycota; Agaricomycetes; Polyporales; Epitheliaceae
Product: 3-deoxy-7-phosphoheptulonate synthase
Exons: 8
Coding region: 1-1137 (378 amino acids)
Biological process (GO): aromatic amino acid biosynthetic process
Cellular component (GO): cytoplasm
Molecular function (GO): 3-deoxy-7-phosphoheptulonate synthase activity
Source: RefSeq, a predicted model, not a curated record